Messenger RNA from Aspergillus calidoustus, 912 nucleotides. NCBI's taxonomy places the organism in Eukaryota, Fungi, Ascomycota, Eurotiomycetes, Eurotiales, Aspergillaceae. The record is from the annotation of a GenBank genome assembly.
AUGAAUCCUGAAACAUGCACCCUGGAGACUUGCUCCAUCGAGGAUGCCUACAUCCACUACCAACCUUCGAUCCCCGGCAACGCCAUCUACAUCGCCCUCUUCGGGAUCCUUCUCAUAGUUCAGGCCGUCCAGCUUCCGCUGUAUCGCAUGUGGGGGUUCUCUCUCUCGAUGAUAGCCGGUCUGUUGCUCGAAGUGCUAGGAUAUUCCGCACGAAUUUUGUUCCACGAUGACCCUUUCAACUUCGAUUGGUUUCUCAUGAAUCUUAUUAGUCUCAGCCUCGGACCCGUCUUCUUUUGCGCCGCCCUCUACUUCCUUCUCGGUCGGAUCGUGGUUGUAUACAAUGGCGAAGACAUCUCGCGACUGCGGCCCAGGAUGUAUGCCAUCUUCUUUGUCUCUUGCGAUGCGAUCGCGCUGGCAAUGCAGAGUGCUGGAGGUGCCAUCACUUCGACAGCCGACGAUGCAGACAUGCGGACAACUGGGACGAACGUCAUGAUUGCUGGAUUGGCCUUCCAGGUGGCCGCUUUGACACUGUUCAUCUACCUGGGAUCCGAAUUCGCUUUCCGCCUGCGCCGUCGGACACGAGAGGCGCAGCGGAAUGGGAGCAGUGAUUCGGAAAACAGGAAAGACGACGGAUAUGCUGCUAUCCGCGAGAAACGCCGGUGGAAAGUUUGGAUCUUCACCGUCGCUCUCUCGACCCUUUUGGUCUAUAUCCGAUCCAUCUUCCGUGUCGUCGAACUCAAUGGAGGAUAUGACAGCGAGCUGGCCAACGACGAGAUCGCUUUCAUGGUCUUGGAGGGAGCAAUGAUUUCAAUCAUGUGCAUUUGCAUGACUGCCAUCCAUCCUGGCUUUGCAUUGCAGCGGCGCGGACGCAAGCGAGAUAGCAAUGUGGAGUUGCUGGAGAGGACGGCAUGA